This is a messenger RNA of Macrosiphum euphorbiae (potato aphid), 594 nucleotides long. The record is from the annotation of a GenBank genome assembly. NCBI's taxonomy places the organism in Eukaryota, Metazoa, Arthropoda, Insecta, Hemiptera, Aphididae.
AUGGUUAACGGACGCAUUCCGUCCGUGUACAGUAAAACCUACGUGACGCCCCGUCGUCCGUAUGAGAAAGCACGUUUGGACCAGGAGUUGAAGAUCAUCGGAGAAUAUGGUCUGAGGAACAAGCGUGAAGUAUGGCGUGUGAAAUACACUUUGGCCAAGAUCCGUAAAGCCGCUCGUGAGCUGUUGACCCUCGAAGAGAAAGAUCAAAAGCGACUUUUCGAAGGUAACGCUUUGUUGCGUAGGUUGGUUCGUAUUGGAGUAUUAGACGAAGGGCGCAUGAAGCUUGAUUACGUUUUGGGUUUAAAAAUUGAAGAUUUCUUGGAACGCAGACUUCAAACUCAGGUGUUCAAAUUGGGAUUAGCCAAAUCGAUUCAUCAUGCACGAGUUUUGAUCCGUCAAAGACACAUUCGUGUGCGCAAGCAAGUAGUAAAUGUGCCAUCAUUCAUUGUUCGUCUGGACUCUCAGAAACACAUUGACUUCUCCCUGAAAUCGCCAUUCGGUGGUGGCCGUCCAGGACGUGUAAAGAGGAAGAACUUGAGAAAGGCCAAGACUGCCAAGGACGAUGGCAAUGCUGCAGAAGAAGAAGAAGAUUAA